UGAUGCAAUAUGAUUCUGAUAUGUUAUUAUAUCUUUCUUUUGAUAAAUGAUCUGUUAAGUUCUUACACCUUGUUAUGGUUUUAAUUGGUAAUUGUCAAAGUAGCCAUUAUGAGAGCGAAGAUGAAAAAGUACAAGGCUAUGAUUCUACAGCUUCAACGCCAAAAGUUUUGAGGAAAGUAGUUCAUAAAGUUGCAAAAACUGAAACUAAAGCCUCCAAGACUAAGUUUACUGCUGAUCUUGGAACCAAUUCAGCACCUCCACACGUUAAGACUAAAAGUGAAGGCAAGAGAAAAAUGGCUAAUUUGGAACUGAAUCGGGUUAGGAAAAACCUUUUUUGCAAACCUGAAGAGGAAGAUGAUAACGAUUUUUUCCUGAACUAUCAUCCAGGUAAUCCGGUUGGAUAUGAAGGUGAUGAUGUUGCUUUUGAAAUUCCUACUUGGAUGCCAAUUACAUUCAGACCACCACCAGCAAUGAAUCUAAAUGAUAUUUGUGCCUACAUAGUUGCGUAUGUUUUUAUGCCUGCUGAAGACUUGAAUGGGGAGGAAGAACUGAUUCGCUCAACUAAAGAUGUGUCUGGAUAUAGGAAAACCCUAAAGUCCCUGAUGCCAAGGAGUUUUGUGGAUCAGGAGGUUAUUAAUUUGGUUGUUUCGCGACAAAACUGGGUGAUGAAUUCGUUAUCCAAAACCAAAGGAGUAUGGUAUCUCCCCACGUCGUUUGCGGUAAUCACCACUACUGAUCUUACUAGAAGUUUUUAUUUAUUUGUACUAUUAUUAAAAUCAAUUAUCAUCAACUGA
Molecule: messenger RNA, 794 nt
Organism: Medicago truncatula (barrel medic)
Lineage: Eukaryota; Viridiplantae; Streptophyta; Magnoliopsida; Fabales; Fabaceae
Exons: 5
Coding region: 75-794 (239 amino acids)
Source: RefSeq, a predicted model, not a curated record